Messenger RNA from Ostertagia ostertagi, 807 nucleotides. The record is from the annotation of a GenBank genome assembly. NCBI's taxonomy places the organism in Eukaryota, Metazoa, Nematoda, Chromadorea, Rhabditida, Trichostrongylidae.
AUGAAUGAACUCAUCUCUGGACGAACUUCAAAUAAGAUAUCUCUACAGAAUCGCUCUCUGGACAAAGGCAACUCAAGCAAUGAAUUGGGAGAUGUCUCACUCGGAAGCGCUCCACAAGAGCAGGCUGAAAAUGUCAACCAAAGUUCACGCGAAGAGAUUGCUGGAGGUUUACCAGAAAUGGAUGACAAAGACGUUGCGGAGAUGAGCAUGAUUGUCGCCCAGAUCGAGGGUGCGGAGGAUUUCAAUUUGACACUUGAGACUGUGGAUACAUCUGAAUAUCGUGAACAAUCGCAUGAAGAAACUAGGCCAAAAAGCCGUCAGUCAAAGAAAGAAAUCAGUCCGCUAUACAAAAGCGAUCAGGAGGGUAUCGAAAUGUUCUUGGAGGAAGGGAUGAACGAGUCAAUGUCAGUGGUAGAAGAAGCGAAGAUCAACGUGUCUUUAGCGGAUUCCCUCCUAAAUGAAUGGGCAACACCAGUGACGAAACGAAAACGUUCACUAUCAGAGCGGACGGCGGAAGAUCAUUCCGAAAGUAACUUAUUGACAAGUACUCCAGCUGGUCGGCUGAAAUCUCUGCAGCAAUUCUUUCCCGACAGUGGGAAAUUCGCAACGUCGUCCAAGAAACGCGUCUCCACCUCAUCAGACGAAGGUCAUCGCUCACCCAUGCGGAAAAGGCGAGCGAGUAUUUCAGAAAAUGAGAAAAGGUCACGUUCGAAGAGCUUUUCCAAAGUUGGUAUUACCUCGCCAUCUCAUUCCAUGGAAAAAUCUCGUGUUACUUCUAAACAUCCAUUGAAAACUCGAAAUAUGUGA